Sphaerodactylus townsendi is the source of this 1749-nucleotide messenger RNA. Its product is annotated as complement factor H-like. The coding region runs from base 239 to 1267 and encodes 342 amino acids. The record is from RefSeq and is a predicted model, not a curated record. NCBI's taxonomy places the organism in Eukaryota, Metazoa, Chordata, Lepidosauria, Squamata, Sphaerodactylidae. The transcript has 8 exons.
GCAGAGCCGGUUGAGAAAUUAUUUUCUACCAAGUUUGCAUAAUUCUCUGUCCAGAAAGAAAGGUCUUAUUACAUGUGUUGCAAGAGAUUGAAGGGGGAAGCGAUGGUAAGGAUAGAAAAAGCUUAAGCAAGGUCAAUAUUUGGAGCAAUCAGGCUAACAAAGCAUGCCUAGCAGAGAGCAAGAGAAAAACAGGCUGCAGCUAUUGUAAAAAGAGCAACUGUCCUCUGGAAGCACUGCUAUGAUGUUCCAUGUGUUGGGUUAUAGCGUUCUGCUCCUGUUAUGGGUGUGCUGUAAUGCACAGAAUGAUAACUGUGGACCACCCCCUAGAAGAAAUAAUGAAGAGCUUGCUGACCUUUCAGGCAAACUGACCUAUUCACACAAUGAAUACGUACUCUACAACUGCCGCCCUGGGUUCAUAAAACAUGAAUUUAUUAGACUGUGGUGUAUCAAUGGAAACUGGGAACAAUUCCCACGACUUGUGGAAUGCAAAAAAAUGAAUUGUGGAUAUCCUGGAAGUAUCCGCUUUGGUUCUUUUGAACUCAUUAAUGAAGAUGAUUUUGUCUUUGGUGCUCGUGUUGUGUACGAGUGUGAUCCAGGAUAUCAGAUGCUCAGCCAAAUAAAUUACAGAGAUUGUCGCGCGGAUGGGUGGAGCCAUGAUGUCCCACACUGUGAAGCUUCCAAAGGAAACCCCUGCGGCUAUCCUGAAGCAGAGAAUUUAGAACUAUAUAGAAAAUAUGAGGGUUACAUGGAUCACAGGCAUCACUACUUUCCAAAAAGAGAGGGAGAACACAUUCUCUUCCAUUGCAAAAAUGGCUCCCUGCCAUUAAAAUCCGAACGUUACUGGGUCUAUUCAAGAUGCACCAAAUCUGGAUGGGAUCCAGAACCAAAAUGCUUUAAACUCUGUGAACAUACAGGAGGUUUUCCACAUGGUUCUUUUAAUUAUGAUAAUGGGAGUAAGUUCAUAGAAGGCAAUGAAAUUUCAUUUACGUGUCAAACAGGAUAUGAUCCAAACCCAAAGGGGGGGAAAACCAACUGCACAAAAAAUGGCUGGUCACCCACUCCAAGAUGCAUUUCCACAGAAAACCCAUGUGUCCCUCCCCCCCAAAUCUUUGAUGCAUCUCUCCAUGGGCUAGUGAAAAAAAGCUAUCAUUCCGGAGAAACAGUGCAUUAUGUGUGCCAUCCAGGAUUUGUUGCUACUGGGCCCCUCAAUGUGACAUGCAGAAAAGGGAAAUGGACGGAACCUCCUAACUGUGAAGGAUUAAAAUGAAAAGAAAGAUGCAACUGAUAUUUUAAAGCAAGAUUUGGCCUUCAAAAGUCAUCAUUCACUUCUUUCAAACAUUACCAUAAUAUACUGCUUCUGUAAUAAUAUCUUUGAUGAAUUAUGUCUCUUCACAUAGAAUUAUGGAGUCAAAACUGGAAACAGGGUGAAAGCUACACCUGCGACUUCUAUGUCAGUAACAUGUCAGUAGACAUAUAUCUGGUCCAAUUUUAAAGCCACACACUUAGAAACAUUACAUAUAUAAAGUUGUAGAAGGAAAAAAAUAUAUCAGCAGUCAAGAAUGCAGGAUGUUUCUGACUCCAUAAACUGAAAUAUCAAUGAAAACUAGGCACUUUUUUCCAAACAUGCUGGCUAUUAUCAAUGAAAUUGAUUUUUUAAUUAUUAUUUGACCUGCAGAUUCUGUCUCUUUACUGCUAAACAAAAAGUGUGUAUUUUUGUUGUUAAAGUUUAUUAAAUGCUAGAAAAGCUUA